AUGAAAUGCCUGAUGUUCAGUGCUGCGCUAGCCAUUGUCUAUUGGCUUGACUUUGGAGUUGGUGUUCCAGUAAAGCCAGAUUUUGACCUCCAACAGUUUGCUGGGAAGUGGUAUGCCAUUGCAAUAGUGAAGACUAGAGGACCACCUGAGAGCAUCCUAGUCCUAGACCAUAUAGUGGAACCCUUACCAAAUGGAGACAUGCUUAUGCAAGCACAGAUACCUUCGAAGGACAAGUGCAAAGAGGAAAAUAUUCAUUUGUCACAUACUGAUCGUGCUGGAAUAUUCACCACUGAAAAGGAGCGUGUCUUGAGUGUGGUGGAGGCAAGCUAUGAAAGUUACUACAUACUUUCCAUUGAAACACCGAAAAAUGGUGUUUUGCAGCUCUUUGCCAGGAAACCAGAUGUGCCAACAAUGGUGGAAAAUAUGUACCUGAGCCGUGCCCAAUCCCUUGGAUUUAAAAUUAAGUUUAUCAUUAACUUCAACACUAUGGAUCGGUGCCCUUAGUUGGACCCAAGGUACGUAAAAUACUAGAAACUGG
Eublepharis macularius is the source of this 538-nucleotide messenger RNA. Its product is annotated as lipocalin-like. Gene Ontology annotation, molecular function: small molecule binding. NCBI's taxonomy places the organism in Eukaryota, Metazoa, Chordata, Lepidosauria, Squamata, Eublepharidae. The record is from RefSeq and is a predicted model, not a curated record. The transcript is spliced from 6 exons. The coding region runs from base 1 to 504 and encodes 167 amino acids.